Molecule: messenger RNA, 3882 nt
Organism: Cyprinodon variegatus (sheepshead minnow)
Lineage: Eukaryota; Metazoa; Chordata; Actinopteri; Cyprinodontiformes; Cyprinodontidae
Gene: mmp16
Product: matrix metallopeptidase 16
Exons: 11
Coding region: 363-2201 (612 amino acids)
Biological process (GO): proteolysis; collagen catabolic process; skeletal system development
Cellular component (GO): extracellular matrix
Molecular function (GO): metalloendopeptidase activity; zinc ion binding
Source: RefSeq, a predicted model, not a curated record
CGGGCAGCUAUGCCGCGCGCCUGCAGAGAAGGAGCUGGACGCGUCCGCUUAGAGCAACGGCCGGAGCACCGGAGGACCGACCCGGGGAGUGCUUCACUGGGAGGCUGCUGACAGGCGACCGCUUCCCCGGGGAGAACCUCCUCCCCUAAACUAAAACAGCAAAAAUCAAAAACGGCCGAGGAAGAGGAGGACAAAUCCGCUCCUACUCUCAUUUCUCCCCCUUUCUUCUCAAACAUCCCCUCAGCUUUAGAGGAAAAGCUCCAGAGAUGUUGCUGCUAAGCGUCUAGGAUCUGCUCUGUUUACAGCGACCGUGAACCGAGCUGAGCUGCGGACAGUGAGCGUCAACACCGACCGCCUUCACUAUGCUUUUAUUAGCUCUCCUCAGCAGGAGAUGUCUUAAUAGUCGCUCUAUGGGGACGUUAUGCUUGCAGUUGUUGCUGUGGAUUUUAUGUGCCGUGAACGGAGAGGAGCAGCCGUUCAGUGUGGAGGUGUGGCUCCAGAGGUAUGGCUACCUACCUCCUGCAGACCCCAGAAUGUCCGUGCUGCGUUCUGCCAGAGUCAUGCAUUCUGCUAUCGCUGCCAUGCAGCGCCGCUAUGGCCUAAAUGUCACAGGGAAUCUGGACAGCAACACUAUAGACGAUAACACCAUAAGGUGGAUGAAGAGGCCCAGGUGUGGGGUUCCUGACGAGCUCGGCGGAGCAUCCAGAUUCAGCGUCAGGAAAAAACGAUACGCCCUCACAGGCCAGAAGUGGCAGCACAAACAUAUCACAUACAGCAUAAAGAACGUGACUCCCAAAGUGGGCGCUGAUGAGACCCACGAUGCCAUCAGGCGAGCCUUCGACGUGUGGCAGAGCGUAACGCCGCUUCGCUUUGAAGCCGUGCCCUACAGCGAGCUGGAGAGGACCAAGAAGGACGUAGACAUCACCAUCAUCUUCGCCUCCGGUUUCCAUGGGGACAGCUCCCCCUUUGACGGAGAGGGGGGCUUCCUUGCCCAUGCAUACUUUCCGGGGCCAGGAAUCGGAGGUGACACUCACUUUGACUCCGACGAACCGUGGACGCUGGGAAACCCCAACCAUGACGGUAACGAUUUGUUCCUGGUAGCCGUCCACGAGCUUGGCCACGCUCUGGGCCUCGAGCACUCCAACGAUCCCACCGCCAUCAUGGCUCCGUUCUACCAGUACAUGGACACAGACAACUUCAAGCUCCCUAUGGAUGACCUGAUGGGAAUCCAGAAGAUUUACGGGCCUCCUGAUCGGAACCCCCAGCCCACCAGGCCUUUGCCCACGGCACCCCCUCAACGCUCCCAUCCUCCAUCGGACCCCCGCAAACCAGACAGGCAGACGCGACCCCCGAGGCUCCCCCCUGGAGACCGGCCGUCCCACCCUAACUCCAUACCUGACAUCUGCGACGGAGGCUUCAACACCGUGGCCAUUCUGAGGAGAGAGAUGUUCGUCUUCAAGGACCACUGGGUUUGGAGGAUGAGAGACAACUCUGUGUUGCCGGGAUUCCCCAUGCUCAUCAACGUGUUCUGGAAGGGGCUCCCGUCGAAGAUAGACGCCGUCUAUGAGAACAGCGAGGGCAAGUUUGUCUUCUUCAAAGGAAAGCAGUACUGGGUAUACAAGGACACAAAGUUGGAGCCUGACUACCCAAGGGACAUCACCCAUUUCAGCCACGGCAUGCCGUCACAGAGCAUCGAGACUGCAGUGUGGUGGGAGGACGUGGCCAAGACCUAUUUCUUUAAAGGAGACAGGUACUGGCGCUACAAUGAGGACAAGAGAACGAUGGACCCUGGCUAUCCAAAACCCAUCUCAGUGUGGAAAGGGGUCCCUGCAUCACCACAGGGGGCCUUCGUUGACAAAGUCCAUGGUUUUACCUACUUCUAUAAAGGAAAGGACUAUUGGAAGUUCAACAACCAGUUGCUACGAGUGGAGCCGGGAUACCCGCGCUCGUUCGUCAAGGACUUCAUGGGCUGCGACCGGAUGCCCAGGGACCCCAGACGCCCACCUGCUGACGAUGGCAACUCGGACGUGGUGAUCGAGUUGGACGACGAGCCCAGCACGGUGAAGGCCAUAGCCAUCGUCAUCCCAUGCGUCCUCGCACUUUGCCUGCUGGUGCUGGUCUACACUGUGGUGCAGUUCAAAAGGAAGGGCACGCCGCGCCACAUACUGUACUGCAAACGCUCCAUGCAGGAAUGGGUCUGAGCCGUUCAGUGACUAAAAGGAGCCGGGCAAGAUGAGACGCUGACGGGGGAAAGAAAAAAUAAAACAAAACGGGACAACAGCCGUCACUUUUCCAGGAGGACAGCUGAUUCUGGAGCGCUUUAUAAAAAAACCACAGCCAUGCCUCCUCCUGUCUGCUGUUCUGAAUCUUUUGGUCAGACCUGCAGAAACAGCCAGACGUUCUGACUGUGAUUCAGAAGAUCCCGGAACUGAACACUGACUCUGUUAGCCCCCGGCCUUUUUAACUACACGGGAGCAGAAGGGAUCUUUGCCGGAACGGACCUUUGGUCCCAGACAAAAAAGAAAAAGAAAAAAAGGCGGAAAAAAGAAAAAAAAGCACGAGGGUCAGCAUCACUUUGUAUCUUGGAAACUUGACUUCCUAACCCCUUCGUUUUUAUUUUUCUGCCCAAUCUGCUUUCGGUCAAAUGGAGUUGGACUUUUAGGGGAAUACACACUUUUUUCCGUGGGACACUGUAUUGUCAUUUCGCAUAUCAGGUUUUAUAGACAGUAAUUUCUAUUCUUUUGAUGGUCCUCCCAAUGCCCCCCCCGCUCCUGUCUACAACCAUAUCACCUUGUUACCAGUCAUCAAACGCCUCCCUUUAUUUUAGGUUUUUAACUAGUUGUUUAUGGAAAAAUAUUUAACCUACGAAUGGAAGUCCUCAGCCGUCCCUUUAAGAAACUCCUGAGACCAAACUAAACCAAAAAAAGUUUCUUUUUUUUUCCAAAGAGGAUCACAGUUUCCAGUUUUAUGUCAUUUUUAUUUCUGUUCUUCUUUCGGUUAAUUCUUUCCCUUCUCUGGAUCUUUGCAGCGAUUAAGAGUCGGGGAGCUCUGACUGUUGUGGCAGUCUGUUUGAGACACAGGGGCCAAAUUAUUCUGCAAUAUUUUAACUCGCCUUAAAUAUAAAGCAUACAACUUGAGCUUGGUUUUACUGUUCCUUAGUUUUAUCUCUUUCUUGUCUGUUAUUUUUAUUUGUGUAUUGCUUUUUUUUCUGUUUGUUUGUAAAGAAGCUAAAAUAAGUGCUUCUAGUGAUUGGUAUUUUCUGGAUUUUAUUACACUACGCAGAAUAAUCAGCACUGGUUUGCUGAUCCAUUCUGGAUACAAUAUACAGUAGGUUCGGCCUGUAUUGCGAGUAAUGUAUUGUAUUGUCGGAAGGUUCUGGAGUAAAGCCACUAUUUCCGUGUGUUAAGAUAUUUGUUACUGUCACUUUUCUUUUGAUUUUCUUUUUUUUAUUUCUACCAUGCGACAGAAACAGGCUGAUGGCAGUCUGGGUCUCUCUGAAUUUGUCUUUUGCUCAUUCCCUACGGUUUGAUGAAGUGUUUCUUUCUAAAUGGUUGUUCUGUGAGGUCAUCUGUGAACAGAAACAUUUCUUUUUAAAAGUUGACUGCCUUGCUUGAGAGAGCGCAGAGUUCCCAGAAUGCUUUUUUGUCUUGCAGCGUAGGACCGACAAAGCGAGACAAGUCAAGAUCAGUGCCUGUGUCAACGUGCAUGCAAGCAUUUACUGUACAAACAGCCGGUUCUGCUCUACGUGGCUUCAGAACCUCUCUUUGAAGGAACUUUUCUCUUGAAAAUGCUGUUAUUUUUGUACCUUUUCAGUGUGUCCUAAUUCCCAUACCUUCCCCUUUUCUAGGUACAAUGAUAUCAAAAGUAAAAAAAAAAAAAAAA